This is a messenger RNA of Sinocyclocheilus grahami, 3282 nucleotides long. It is a transcript of the gene slkb, whose product is annotated as STE20-like kinase b. Lineage: Eukaryota; Metazoa; Chordata; Actinopteri; Cypriniformes; Cyprinidae. The record is from RefSeq and is a predicted model, not a curated record. The transcript has 19 exons. Gene Ontology annotation, biological process: protein phosphorylation. Gene Ontology annotation, molecular function: ATP binding; protein serine/threonine kinase activity. The coding region runs from base 99 to 3014 and encodes 971 amino acids.
UGUGAUUGUGUUUUAGGAAAGACCCAGUUUUAUGUUCGCCGUGUUUCUGUCUGCAGAUCCUGAUAGAGUUCUGUGGCGGCGGAGCCGUCGAUGCUGUCAUGCUCGAGCUGGAAAGGCCUCUGACGGAGCCGCAGAUCAGGGUGGUUUGUAAGCAGACUCUGGAUGCUCUGCAGUAUCUGCAUGACGGCAAGGUGAUCCACAGAGACCUUAAGGCUGGAAACAUCCUGCUGACACUCGACGGAGACGUCAAACUGGCGGACUUUGGAGUGUCUGCCAAGAACACAAAGACCAUCCAGCGAAGAGACUCUUUCAUUGGAACGCCUUACUGGAAAGACCCAGUUUUAUGUUCGCCGUGUUUCUGUCUGCAGAUCCUGAUAGAGUUCUGUGGCGGCGGAGCCGUCGAUGCUGUCAUGCUCGAGCUGGAAAGGCCUCUGACGGAGCCGCAGAUCAGGGUGGUUUGUAAGCAGACUCUGGAUGCUCUGCAGUAUCUGCAUGACGGCAAGGUGAUCCACAGAGACCUUAAGGCUGGAAACAUCCUGCUGACACUCGACGGAGACGUCAAACUGGCGGACUUUGGAGUGUCUGCCAAGAACACAAAGACCAUCCAGCGAAGAGACUCUUUCAUUGGAACGCCUUACUGGAUGGCCCCAGAGGUUGUAAUGUGCGAGACGUUUAAGGACAGGCCGUAUGACUAUAAGGCUGAUAUUUGGUCUCUAGGAGUCACUCUGAUCGAGCUGGCCCAGAUCGAACCGCCCAACCAUGAGAUGAACCCAAUGAGAGUUCUGCUCAAGAUCGCCAAAGCUGACCCACCGACUCUCCAGCAGCCUUCAAAAUGGUCUCCUGAGUUUAAUGACUUCCUGAAACACUCGCUGGAUAAGAAUGUGGACAACAGGUGGAGCACAGCACAACUACUUCAGCACCCCUUUGUAAGUAGUGUGACUGACAACCGACCCCUGCGGGAGCUCAUCGCAGAGGCCAAGGCGGAGGUCACAGAGGAGAUAGAGGAGCUGAAGGAGGAAGAGGAGGAAGAAGAUCAUGAAGGAAACCUGCUGCUUCCUGGACACAAACGUGCACCAUCUGACGCUAGCGUUGGAAGCUCUGAAGACGAGAAGCUUCCUCAGUCGCCGUCCACCUUGGAGUCUGUUCCUGAGAAGAUCGAGGAGGUGGCUACACCCAGACUGCCAGAUGGUCAAGUUAUAACUGGAAUAAAGGCGGAACAAGAACCUCUGAAGGUAGACGAGAACCACAUCGCGGAUGUAGAAGAACCUGGAUCCAAGGAACAACCUGUGAACGUAUCUCCAAAGGAAUCUCAAGAACCUGAAGCUGGAGAGAAGCCUGUAGAACCAGAAACUCCUGCUGUCUCAAGAGUACAAUCGGAGGAGCAAAAAGUAAAACCUGAGGGAUGGAAACUGGAAGAGGAAAAGGAGGUGGUGGGCAAUGGUGAACUCAUAAAGGAAGCGUCUGCAUCAGACAUUUCUUCAUUGGAGACACGAACAGGACCUGUUAAACAAGCUGUGCCUGAUAAACCUAUUCCAACAUCUCCAUUGAAAGAAGAAGAGAGCGUUGAGGAAAAGGAGAAACUUGAACUGGAAGAGAAGCAAAGCCCAGUGAAACCCAGGUAUGUGAAGAAGGAGGACUCCGACUCUGGGAUCAGUUCUUCAGCUGACAACAGCAGCAUAGACCUGAACUUAUCUAUCUCCAGCUUUAUUAGCAAAUCCAAGGAGCCAGGAACCAUUUCUCAGCAGGACAACAAGAGGCAGAAGAAGACUCUGAAAAAGACUCGCAAGUUCAUGGUGGAUGGGGUAGAAGUCAGUGUAACAACGUCCAAGAUCCUCACAGACAAUGACAUCAAAAACGAGGAGAUGAGAUUCCUCCGGCGUCAGGAGCUGAGGGAGUUGAGACUUCUGCAGAAAGAAGAGCAGCGAGCCCAACAGCAGCUCAGUAACAAACUCCAGCAGCAGAGAGAGCAGAUCUACAGACGCUUCGAACAGGAAGUCACGAGUAAGAAGCGUCAGUAUGAUACGGAGGUGGAGAAUAUGGAACGGCAGCAGAAACAGACCAUUGAGCGUCUGGAGCAGGAACACACCGAGCGUCUCCGAGACGAGGCCAAACGCAUCAAAGCCGAGCAGGACAAAGAGCUUUCCAAGUUUCAGAGCUCGCUCAAGAACCGCAAGAAAGAGGAGCAGGAGUUUCUUCAGAAGCAGCAGCAGGAUCUGGACAGCGCUCUGAAGAAGAUCAUUCAGCAGCACAAACAUGAGCUGGCCACUAUAGAGAGAGACUGUCUCAACAACAAGCAGCAGCUCCUGAGAGCCAGAGAAGCCGCUAUGUGGGAGCUAGAAGAGCGUCACCUACAGGAAAAACACCAGCUACACAAACAGCAGCUGAAAGACCAGUACUUCAUGCAAAGACACCAGCUGCUCAAAAGACAUGAGAAGGAAAUGGAGCAGAUGCAGAGGUAUAACCAGCGUCUGAUAGAGGAGAUGAAGAACAAACAGACGCAGGAGAGAACCAGGCUGCCUAAGAUCCAGCGCAGUGAUGCUAAGACCCGCAUGGCCAUGUUCAAAAAGAGUCUGCGCAUCACGACCACAGGGGUCACACCGGAACUGGAACGUGAGAGAGUCAAACAGUUUGCGGCACAGGAGGAGAAGAGACAAAAGAACGAGCGUGUCCAUCAACACCAGAAACAUGAGACUCAGAUGAGAGAUCUGCAGACGCAGUGCGACGCCAACGUCAGAGAACUACAGCAGCUGCAGAAUGAGAAGUGCCAUCUGUUGAUCGAGCAUGAGACUCAGAAGCUGAAGGAGCUGGAUGAGGAGCACAGCGCAGAGCUCAAGGACUGGAGAGACAAACUCCGACCCCGCAAGAAGGCCCUUGAGGAAGAGUUCGCCCGUAAGCUACAGGAACAGGAAAUGUUCUUCAAAAUGAGCGGGGAGUCUGCAUGCCUUAACCCCUCCACCCAGAGCCGGAUCUCAAAGUUCUACCCCGUCCCGAGUGUCCAGUCCACUGGGUUUUAAUGCACACAUUCACGCUAAAAGCACAGACAUGCUAAACUGCAUUGUGACUGAACUUCUGCUGCCUUGUUCCCUCUGAUCGCUGAUGUCAGUCAGAAGGAAGGAGGGACUUCAUAGUUCCAGUAAACUCCAGAGAAGUUUUUUUGCUUUUGUUUUUAUUUUAUUAUUCUUUUUUAACUUUAAAGGAGGAUUUUCGGUGUGGUUUCCCUAAACCAGGGGUGCCCAAACUCGGUCCUGGAGGGCCGGUGUCCUGCAGAGUUUAGCUCCAACC